This is a messenger RNA of Vicia faba (fava bean), 753 nucleotides long. The record is from the annotation of a GenBank genome assembly. Lineage: Eukaryota; Viridiplantae; Streptophyta; Magnoliopsida; Fabales; Fabaceae.
AUGAUUAAGAGCUUUUCCUACCAUAUAAUACUGAGAUGGGUUCAGGAAGAGGAAGAAUGUGUAAAAGAAAAUAAUGGAAAUGCAUUGAAGUUCAUAAUUUUAGACAUGACAUCUAUUACAACAAUAGACACAAGUGGACUUGAAAAUUUAGGUGAACUUAGAAAUAUACUCGAAAAGAGAUCACUUCAGUUUGUGUUGGUAAAUUCUAUUGGAAAUAUGAUGGAAAAGUUACAUAUGUUGAAGAUUUUGGAUACCUUUGGAUUUAAAGUAGUAUAUCUCACAUUUACUUGCAUGAAAACAUCAGAACAUACUAUGCUGAGACAACAGACAAUGUGUCAGAGGUGUAGAGCUAGACUGCCGCAAAGGGUUACAGGUCGUAUGCGGAUCGCAUGGUGGUACCGCGGUCAUGAGAAGGUUUGGUCUCAUGUCUUUGAGUUUUUUUACUUAUUUUUUGGUUCUGAAAUCUUAAGGUUGUUGUUGGUUCUACAAGUUUCAUGUUAUGGAUUUUAUGGGGAUAAGAGGUUGAUUGUUGAUUCAGUUUUAUGCAGAACUGAAUGGGAUCUGCUUCUUAAUAUUCCGAUUUCUAUAUCAGCUAAUCCCGAAAGUCCAUACGUGUUUAUAUGGGGGUGUGACCCUUUGGAAUUCUCUGUAAAAUCAGCAUUUUGCAGACUGAUUUCUCUGGUUCAACAUGAUUUCAUUCCAAACUCGACCACGACAAAAUCUUUGAAUUAUGUUUCAAAAGUGAAUAUAUAA